AUGGGAUUAUCAUACAGUCUGUUGUUUCUUUUAUUCCUCGUUCCUUUCGCAUAUCUGUGUUUUCCCAAGCUUUGGCUGAGGAAAAAGUUGGCCAUUGCGAACAGCAAUUCUUCUUGUCAAAACCAAAGGCUUCCACCAGGGAGAACAGGUUGGCCUUUACUAGGUGAAAGUCUGGAAUACUUCACCAAAAUUCGACAAGGUGUUCCUUACCAGUUUGUCAAAGAUCGGAUGAACAAGUAUUCGUCCAAGGUUUUCAGGACAUCAUUGAUUGGACAGCCCAUGGUUAUACUAUGUAGUGCUGAGGGAAACAAAUUUCUGUUUUCCAAUGAAAGGAAAUUGGUCCAGGUUUGGUGGCCGAGCACAAUGGACAAGAUUUUUCCCAAGUCUGAUCAUAGACCUAGCAGUGAACAUUCAAAUAGGUUAAGGAAACUGCUUCCAUUCAUUCUCAAGACAGAUGUGCUUCGAGAAUAUGUUGGAAUUAUGGAUGCUGUAAUGAAGAAACAUUUGCAGACAGAAUGGAACUGUGAAGAAGUGAAUGUGGGUGACAAGGCAAAGAAGUACUUGUUAACAUUGGCAUGUAAUAUAUUCUUAGGCCUUGAUGAUCCAGAGAAAAUUGACGAACUUGCGAAGGGUACAGAAGAUGUAGGAACAGGUAUUCAUUCCAUGCCAUUUAAUUUGCCAGGAACAGCUUUGAAUCGUGCCAUUAAAGCAUCAAAGCUUAUGCGUAAAGAGGUGGAAGCACUUAUCAGACAAAGAAGAAGUGAUGUUUCAGAGUAUGGUCCAUCUUCCGGAAAGGAUUUUGUCUCACACAUGGUUUUGGCAAGAGAUGAUAAUGGUCAACUCCUCAGUGAUGGAGAUAUUGCUAGCCAUUUAGUAGGUUUGGUGCAAGCCGGCUAUACAACUAUUCAUAGCACAAUCACAAUUAUCAUGAAGUAUCUUUCUGAGCUUCCUGACAUAUAUACUUCUGUCUUAAAAGAACAAAAGGAGAUCGCCAUUAUUAAGGAACAAAAUGGUAGACUCAGUUGGGAGGAUUUAAGGAAAAUGAAGCAUACUUGGGAUGUAGCACUCGAAGUGUUGAGAAUAUAUACACCAGGAACUGGAAGUUUUCGAGAGGCUAUCACUGAUUUUGUAUUUGAUGGAUAUACCAUCCCGAGAGGCUCAAAGAUCCACUGGAUUUUUGAUGUAACACACAAAAACCCCGAGUACUUCCGUGAUCCUGAAAAGUUCGAUCCAUCACGGUUUCAAGGUGAUGGCAUGGCUCCAUUUACAUUUGUACCAUUUGGAGGCGGAGCUCGUAUGUGUCCUGGAAAUGAGUAUGCACGGGUAUCAAUACUCAUUUUUCUGCAUAAUGUUGUGACUCACUUCAGAUGGAAAAAGCUAAUUCCUGAUGAGGAAGUUUUGCAUUAUCCAGUUCCAAGGCCAGCUCAGGGACUUCCCAUUCGCCUCUAUCCUCACCAACCUUAGGCUGUUCUACUUCGUUUUCUUAUAAAGUUUGCAUGGAUUGCCGUCUUUAACUUCAUUUUG
Coffea eugenioides is the source of this 1524-nucleotide messenger RNA. RefSeq names its product dammarenediol 12-hydroxylase-like. The transcript has 3 exons. Gene Ontology annotation, molecular function: monooxygenase activity; iron ion binding; heme binding. The coding region runs from base 1 to 1464 and encodes 487 amino acids. NCBI's taxonomy places the organism in Eukaryota, Viridiplantae, Streptophyta, Magnoliopsida, Gentianales, Rubiaceae. Gene Ontology annotation, biological process: sterol metabolic process. The record is from RefSeq and is a predicted model, not a curated record.